UCUUUUGUUUCCUUUUGUCGAAAUUCCACGUUCUACAAUUAUAACCAUGCAGAAAAUUGUUGAAACCAAAAAUAAUGGUCCAAGUUUAGUCUCAAUUUCUUCCAGCAUGUAACUGUGACAUGAUCUUAUGGUGUAUUUGUACGAGAAUGUAUAAAACUGAAGUACGAAGUUUGUGUUAUAAAUAUGAUGGCAGCAGCAGAAACAGAAACAGAAACAAAACAGAGGAAAUUGUUAGAGAAAUAAACACACGUGGUGACUCUGACUCGCCCAUGCUCCAGUUUUCUUCUUAACUUUCUUACAUUUCUGUGAUUGUUUUCUUCUCAACACACUUUGAGAGACCCAUUGGGUGAGGAAUUCACACAAACACCCACCAGACUUCAAUGCUUAUGGAAAAUCAAAACUUGCUAUCACUCUUCAUCUUCCUCUUCUUGGGUCAUUGGAUCCAUGUUCAAGCUGCUCCUCCUCACUCUCUCGUCACACAGCUCCCUGGCUUCUACUCCCGUUUCCCAUCCAACCACUAUUCAGGAUAUAUAAGUAUUGAUGGAGAUUAUAAGAGUGGGAAGAACCUGUUCUACUACUUCGUGAGUUCAGAAAGAAGUGCAGAGAAGGACCCAGUGGUGCUAUGGCUGAAUGGUGGACCUGGGUGUUCAAGCUUCGAUGGCUUCGUUUAUGAGCAUGGACCAUUCAACUUUGAGGCUGCAAAAUCAAAAGAGAAUCUACCCACUUUGCAUAUCAAUCCAUACAGCUGGUCAAAGGUUUCUAACAUUAUAUAUUUGGAUUCUCCUGCUGGUGUUGGACUCUCUUAUUCCAAGAACACAAGCAAAUAUGCUACUGGGGACCUGCAAACUGCGUCUGAUACCCAUCUUUUUCUCUUAAAGUGGUUCCAGCAAUUCCCAGAAUUUCAGGCUAAUCCAUUUUAUAUUGCUGGAGAGUCUUACGCUGGAGUUUAUGUGCCUACUCUGGCUUUUGAAGUUGCUAAAGGAAUCCAGAGUGGUACAAAGCCCGUGAUCAAUUUUAAGGGUUACAUAGUUGGAAAUGGUGUCACGGACGAAAGAUUUGAUGGCAAUGCUCUCAUCCCAUUUGUGCAUGGGAUGGGUCUCAUAUCAGACAGUAUCUACGAGGAUUUACAAGCUACAUGCAAAGGAAACUACUACGAUGCUUACUCUUUGGACGAAAAUGAUCCGUGUUAUAAAAGCAUUGUAAAAGUUGAUAGGGCCAUUGAUGGGCUUAACGUGUACAAUAUACUCGAGCCAUGCUACCACUUCCCUGACACAACCAAAGAAAAUGGAAGCUUACCAACAAGUUUCAAGCAAUUAGGAGUUACUGAGAAGCCUCUUCCAGUGAGGAAGAGAAUGUUUGGAAGAGCAUGGCCUUUUCGAGCACCAGUCAAACCUGGUCUUGUCACAUUAUGGCCUGAAUUGGCUGAAAAGACUCAAACGAGGCAUGUCGCUUGUGUUAAUGAUGAAGUAGCAAGCGCAUGGCUGAACAACGAUGCUGUCAGAAAAGCCAUUCAUGCUGAAUCGGAAAGUGUGGCAGGUGCAUGGGAAUUAUGUACAGAUAGGAUAGAGUACGAUCACAAUGCUGGAAGCAUGAUUCCCUACCACAAGAACCUAACCAAGAUGGGCUACAAGGCACUUAUUUUCAGUGGUGAUCAUGACAUGUGUGUACCAUUUACUGGAAGUGAGGCUUGGACUCGAUCUCUGGGAUAUAAGAUCGUGGAUGAAUGGAGGCCAUGGAACUCAAACGACCAAGUUGCUGGGUACUUGCAAGAAUACGAAAACAAUCUGACAUUCUUAACAAUCAAGGGAGCUGGGCACACCGUGCCGGAAUAUAAACCACGGGAAGCAUUGGAAUUCUUCAGCCAUUGGUUGGAAGGAAAGACAAUAUAAGUAAAUGCAUGCAUUGAUGUUAUGUGGGGGGUAAAAAUAAGCACACUGUGUUAAUUCUAGUUUUACCUAAGUUUGUGAUUAAUAUAUACAUCACUUACAUUACAUUUACAUGUGCAAUGGAUUAAUUAUUAUUUAAGUGUACUUUGUUAAUUUCAUACAUCAAUCCUUUCGAAGAGAGGAUAUUGAUGGAACAAAUUUGUAAUCUCAUCAACUUUUCUCUUUUUUGUAAUUGUCAUUCUAUACCA
This is a messenger RNA of Vigna radiata var. radiata (mung bean), 2134 nucleotides long. RefSeq names its product serine carboxypeptidase-like 20. The transcript is spliced from 15 exons. Bases 381 to 1889 code for a protein of 502 amino acids. Gene Ontology annotation, molecular function: acyltransferase activity, transferring groups other than amino-acyl groups; serine-type carboxypeptidase activity. The record is from RefSeq and is a predicted model, not a curated record. Gene Ontology annotation, biological process: secondary metabolic process; proteolysis. Lineage: Eukaryota; Viridiplantae; Streptophyta; Magnoliopsida; Fabales; Fabaceae.